CAAGACCUAUAAAAAAAAUCAAAUCAUUUAAACAAAAACCAAAAAAAAAAACUGUUGUAAAUAUUUUCAUUCAACAAAAAAACAAACCAAAUUACCAAAACAUUAAUUAUUUUUAAAUUUAUUAACCAUCUUACACCCUCAAUCCAACAUAAACAAACCCAACACCUACUUGGAACCCUAAAUGAAAUACAACAAAAAUAUAAACAAAAAAACAAAUUGAAAAUUUAUUUCUAAUAAAUAAUGUUUUGUAAAUAAAUAAAAAUCUCAUCUUUUUAUCUUCCAAAAACAAACAAUUUGGCUUUAAAUCAAAAUUUAUAAACAAUUUCCUAAACUCCUUCACUGUUUAUCCCACUUUCUCAUAAAUAAACUGUCGUUCAAAACAACAACAAAAACAAUCAUUUAUAUUUUAUUAAUAUUUUUAUGAUUUUGUUUUGUUUUUUUAAUAAUAAUCUUAAAUAAUUAACUCCCCAAAAUAUAAACUAUUUUUAUGUGUGUGUGUGUGCUAUUUUUUGUGAGUACCUUCCCUGGCUUUUAUAAAGAAAAAAAUAAAAUCCAAAAAAUCUUAUACAUUUCUUAAACAUUUUUUGCCUGCAUGCUUUUGUUUUACUAACAUUUUUUAUUUGGUGUAAAUAUUGGUUUGUAGUCUAAUUAAUUUGCUAGCUUUAAGUUUGCUUUAUACAUAUUUUCUUCUCCUCUUAUUCUUCUUCUUCACCUUUAGUUUAGUUUUUCCUCUAUUUCCUUUUGUUUUAAGCUUAAACAUUUAUGGAAGUGUUUUUUUUUUAUUUUUUCUCAUAUCAUUUUAAUUACUACAUGCAAACAAAAACAAACAAAAAAAACUUUUGCAAAAAACAUAACUAUAAACUACAUACAUAUUUUGUAACUGUAUACAAAUAUAAACUAUAUAAACCCCAAAUCCCUCCUACCAAAUAAUCGAACUGUGCUAAAGGAUUAAAUACACUCGAAAAAAAACAACAAUAACAAACUUAAACCCUAAACAAAUCAACUUUACAACGGAUUACAACUUUUGGAUUACUUUUGAUUUAUCACUAUAACUACACAGCUUUAAAAUGGAUUACCUAUAUCAAUGAUGUUUAACAUUGUUUUAACAAAUAAAGUGUUAAAAUGCAUUUACGACAUUUAAAACGUUUUUUAUUUAUAAAAACCUGCAAUAAUAUAUAAAACUACAAACAACAACAAGAAAACAAACAAAAAAAGCGGUUAUUGUUUCUUCUUCAAUAAACCGCUAAUAAAAACUGUAUGAAAUAAAAACUUCACCAAAUACCAUGAAGUUUUGCAGUAUGAACGGACCAACAGAAUCAGAAGUUGAAAGCCUUUUAAUGAGUCCUUGCUGGGGCCCCGCACAGAACGGCAGUCAAGAUCAAUAUUUACUAGACGGCCAUAAAUUAUUAUUAGAACAUGAUCUUGACUCACUGCCCAGUGAUACGGAACAGAAGAAUUCCCUAGAUGUUUUGGAUAAUUUGUUAAUGAACUCUUCAUCUUUGAAUGCGCUGUCAGAUUUGAAGCCUCUGCCACCCUUUACCGGUUAUACGGGACAUUUAUCAAUAAAUGGCAUAUCGGGUCAUCAUUAUCAUGCCAUAGCCCAGAGGCUGCCAGAUGAAAGCAAUAAUAAUUAUAUACAAUCGGCGUAUCAUACGGGAGCGACGACAAAUCCAUCGUCAACGGGUAUAUUGGGAACCACAACUAUACAGCUGGCCGCCUCCUCAACGGGUAACUCACCGAAUGGUGGUGGUGGUGGCAGCGGCGGAGGUGGCAUGAGUUUGUCUAGUAGUCAUAAUUCAUCAGCCGAUCAUAAUAUUGUUUCCUCCUCCACCUGCCUGCCUGAAAGUGUCUUAAGUUCGGAUGCCGAUGCCUGCCUAAAUGAUGUUAAACUCUUUGCCGAUAGUCAAUUAGAUAGUAAGCUUUAUUCUUUGGCCGACAGCUGUGUUAUGUCCCAUCCCUCGAACAAUAGUACAACAUCUGCGAUUUUAAAUGGUGGUCAGGAUCCCGAUUCGGGUGGUGUGAGAAUAUAUGCAGAUGCUAAGGACUUAACCGAAUAUGUGGAUAUGAACUCCAUCGAUGAUAUAGCGGCAAUAAUUGGCAGUGCAAUAGCUGAUACUACGGUACCUAAUCAAAUGGACAAAGAUGAUGGCAAUGAUACUCGCGACUCCUGGAUCGAUUUGGAUGCUUGGAUUGAGGGCAAUUGUAUACAGCAGGAGGGUAAAUUGGUGGUGUCACAGCAGGAUUCCUUAAGUGAGUUUAUACUACCACAGUCGCCCGUACAUCCCAGUAGUUCUACCCUGCAGAGUCUGCUGACACAUGGCUAUAUGCCCUUGUUGCAAAAUCGUCUACAAAACGGUCCACCCUCGGGCAAUAUUAAGGGUGAAGCGCCUAGUUCUACCUCAUUUUGUAAUGAAUUAACGACGGCGACCUCCACAUCGGCCAGCCCACCUGGUUCGGUGGUCUCCACCACAGAUAAUCUCAUGAUCAAUCCCCGCUAUCUUACCAAUCCUGCACAAUAUCAGAUUUCCAUGAAAUCUGAAGGCCUCUGCAGUCCGGACAUGAUGGGCAAUUAUCCGCACACGACCACCAUUACACCCACCGGCACACCAAAAACCAAAAGAUCUAGAUCACAGAAGAAAUCAUCAGCGUCCACAUUAGCCUCAUCCUCGCUCGGCAAUGGCCAACAAAACGGCUCACAGCCCCAACAAAUGAACUCCAUUACAUCACCCUCCUCGGUUAACUUUAAUGCCAACGACCUGACGGGUCUUCUGGGUAAGGAGAAGCCUGUGCAUCGUUGUAGUAUCUGUAAUCGGGGCUUUCUCAAUAAAAGUAACAUUAAGGUACAUUUGCGAACGCAUACGGGAGAGAAACCGUUUCGUUGUGAAGUGUGUGCUAAAGCCUUUCGACAAAAGGCUCAUUUGCUCAAACAUCAACAGAUACAUAAGAGAAUUGGGCGUGACUGACAUCAGAAUCAAGCCUCGGCGAAAAUUUCCAAUUACCACUCCAUACGAAUGGAUAAUGAAGAAUUUCGUUUCAAACCGAUCAUACUACAAAAACCCAAAGUAUUCUUACAUCCUUAACCCUUCUAAAGAGACCCCCCCUCGCCCAACACAUUUGUGUAGUAUGCAUUUGGUUUGUGCCUAAAACAAACAUAAAACUUGUCGAAAAUUUUUGCAAAUAAUUAUUAAAAUAAAAAUUCAAUUUUUGUUUUAAUACAAUUUAUUUCCAAAUAUUUUUCCACUGUGUGUGAUUUGGUUUUAUUCCCAACGAUUCGUUCGUUCCAAGGCGGCUCAAAGUAUACCAACAUAUUGAACGGAUGCAGCACUUUAACAAAAUAGAAAUGUUUUUUUCUUUUCUUUUGUUUUUCAUAAAAAUAAAAUUUAUUUUAAAUAGAUUUUGUUUAUUUAGAGAAAAAGAAAAACUUUUCUUAUUUUUGUUGUAUACAUUUUUUUAAUAUUUUGCUAGAGUUUUUCGCUGCAAGCAAAAUUAAACAAAGUGCUCCAUACGAUCAAUUGGGAAAUUUGGUUUAAUCUUUGAUUGCUACAAGUAUUGGUUAUAAAGCCUGAAUAAAACCAUUUUACAUGCCACAUGAAUAUGAUACAAAGAAAACAAAUAUCAAUUGUUAUUCGUUGUUGUUGAUUGCUUUUGAUCUCUUAGUUAUUCUUAGAAAUAUUAGACAAUUUAGUUUUUUUAAGAAUAUUUUUUUAGCAAAAUUUCAUUUAAGUUUAGUAAAACAUUUAGGUAGAACAAGCGCUAGUUUACUUAAAAGAGUAGGAGUCAAAUAGCUUCCAGGUUCUUCAUCUAACUCCUACCCUCUCUCCCUCUCUCUUGGAGCAAUAACAUUUUACUAUGUAAUACUUUUUUGUUGAUCAAAAAACAAUGUUUAAAAAGAGAUAUCUAAGCCCGUGACACUAUCUUGAAGAGAAUUUUGCUAUGGUGAGGAUAUUUCAGAUGUACCUCAAUAUUUUAUCCCUUCAUCAAGAUCAAGAAAAAAGUGAGAUAGAUUCAGUUGGUUCUCCCAAUUAACAUUUAAUUUACCCUUCAAGCCAGCUAUCGAUUAAGAGCUCACUCAUUAACUGUUAUACUCACUUGCUUAGACUCUUACACGUAUAAAAAAGCAAUAAAAGCUUAUUUAGCUAUAUUUGCUUUAAACUCCCCAACUCCCAAUUCAGCAAGCUGAAUGAGUUCAACAUGAAUGAGUCUAUCGGCCAACUACUCUCUUGUUUGCUGUUAUGCUCUCAACAAAACCAAUGUGAAAGCUUAUUUAACAAUCUCUGCCGAUAGCAGAUUUAAACUCCCAAAAGUGAUGAGAGCUGAAUACAACAUUUUAAACCAGACAUCUGCAAAGAGUUUCUUUAUGAACUCUGUGAUCGUGUUUGCUUGUUUUCAAACAUAGAUGGGUCAGCAAUUGGAAGCAAGAAAGAAGAUUUAAAUAAAACCCAUUUAAAAAUUUAUUUAAUACUCUAUGCCGAUAGCUGAUUUAAACUAUUUUAAACUAGGCGACAGCAAACUUUAACAAAGCCUAUCUAAAAACUCAUUUUAUACUCUAUUUUAAAACAAGGCAUAAGCAAAGGAUUCAUUUAUGAACGAUGGGGGUGUGAUUGUUUUCAUAAAUGGAAGAGAAUGCGUGCAAAUGAGAGUUAACAAGAGCUUUUUUUAUAAAGUCUCUAUUUUCAUAUAUUGAUGACUCUUACUCUUUGUACUCGUACUCUUUGCCGAUAGCAGCUUUAAACAAACUUUGUGAUAUUUUGUUAAGUCUAGCAAUAACAUGAUUUUUUUCUUGAGAAACUAUUUACUCGAAACUUUUUCAAUAAAUUCAAUUAAUAACUACUUUUUAAGACAAAUUAUUGUCCAAUUCUACUCCUUUAAAGAAAGGUAGUAAACAUUUUUAACAUUUUAGUAUCAAAACAGUUCCAUAUUAUUGAAAUUAGAAAUUAUUAACCUCAAAACUAGAUAAAAUUCAGAAACAUAUGUAAACCACACACUCAAUAAACUAGAAUUCCAAAGAGAGCACAAGCAAUGUAAGAACAACGGAGCGUCCAAUUGUCUUUUUGCAACUGUUGUUCCGUUUUGAUGCAACUCUGUGAGUCUCUAUCGAAAUGGUAAAAAAAGCACACACUCACACACAAUACAACUCAAUGGCAACUCUAAGAAAACAAAUACACUGUAAAAAAUUUCAAUAAAAUAAAAAACACUCUCAAGUAUGCCUAAGUAAAUUUUUUGUAAAUUAAAUAAAAAAAAAAC
Lucilia cuprina (Australian sheep blowfly) is the source of this 5244-nucleotide messenger RNA. RefSeq names its product ichor (gene ich). Gene Ontology annotation, cellular component: nucleus. Gene Ontology annotation, biological process: embryonic pattern specification; regulation of transcription by RNA polymerase II; embryonic hindgut morphogenesis. Gene Ontology annotation, molecular function: RNA polymerase II transcription regulatory region sequence-specific DNA binding; DNA-binding transcription factor activity, RNA polymerase II-specific. NCBI's taxonomy places the organism in Eukaryota, Metazoa, Arthropoda, Insecta, Diptera, Calliphoridae. The transcript is spliced from 3 exons. The record is from RefSeq and is a predicted model, not a curated record. Bases 1284 to 2963 code for a protein of 559 amino acids.